Daphnia pulex (common water flea) is the source of this 3916-nucleotide messenger RNA. RefSeq names its product metabotropic glutamate receptor 2-like. NCBI's taxonomy places the organism in Eukaryota, Metazoa, Arthropoda, Branchiopoda, Diplostraca, Daphniidae. Gene Ontology annotation, biological process: G protein-coupled receptor signaling pathway. Bases 581 to 3583 code for a protein of 1000 amino acids. Gene Ontology annotation, cellular component: membrane. The transcript has 18 exons. Gene Ontology annotation, molecular function: adenylate cyclase inhibiting G protein-coupled glutamate receptor activity. The record is from RefSeq and is a predicted model, not a curated record.
UCGGCCAGUUCCAGCUGAUUCUCUGAUCGGUUCUCAACUCUCCCGCGGUCGCCCUCCGAGUUUGAUAUUGUUUCGACAGACAAGUGCAUAUAGUACACGCAGAUGAUUCGCUAGACGUCGAGCGAAGAUGAUUACCAUAAAUAAUAGCAACCUCCUCCACAGUUGUUGGUUCUUGUUAUCGGUGCAGCGGAUAAACUGAAUCGCCCGAUUCCCCCAAAAAACCUGCGGGACCGUGAAAACUAUUUCACCAAACUAUUUAGACAUUGGACGAAUUUCGCGCUGUGGAGAUCCAUUGUGAAUGAUUAGCCAAAGUGAGCGCCAGCUGUUGGAAUAACAGUGCAGCAGCAGUCCUGGGCAGCAGCAGCAGUCUAUACUGCGAAGAGAAAAAGACAUAUCCAUGGUGGGUGUGGCUUUCAGCUGCUUCUGGUCGUCCAUCGUCUGACAUCCGUUAAAAUAUCCAACGCCGACGGCACUGCGGGACCGGGAGCCAAAAGGAAAAUAGAUAUAACUCUAUAUAGACAAGGAGGGAGCAGCAUCAGGAGCAGCAUCAGGAGCCGGCGUUUUGGCAGACGACUUGAUCAUGGCAGACAAACAGGAGUUGAGCACCAGGAAAUUAAUGAUGUCGCAUCGUCGCUGCUGCAAAUGCUGCCGGAGCUUCAAUAACGGCCGGACCCUGAUCCUGAUGAUGAUGAUGACUCUGGCCAUCGGCCAAAUCCAGACGUCCAACGCUAAACAGCCGUUCAAUUUCACUUGGCCCAUGAAGAAGGCCGCCGAGGUGGAAGGCGAUCUCAUCCUGGGCGGACUCAUGAUGAUCCACGAGCGCCAGGACGACAUCACCUGCGGCCCAGUUAUGCCUCAGGGUGGCAUCCAGGCGCUAGAGACUAUGUUGUACACCAUCGACCAAGUCAAUCCGAUUCUACUGAACACGGUCGGAUUCAAAAUUGGCGCCCACAUCCUGGACGAUUGCGACAAGGACACCUACGGCCUGGAACAAGCCGUCGCUUUCAUCAAAGGGUCCAUCAACAACAUCGGAGACACGGACUACAAAUGUCGGGACGGAACUGUGCCGGACGUGAGGAACAAAGUUAUUUCGGGAGUGGUGGGCGCUUCAUCUUCAGUGACGUCCAUCCAAGUGGCCAAUCUUUUGCGACUCUUCAAAAUUCCUCAGGUUUCCUUCUUCUCGUCGAGUCCCGAGCUGAGCAACAAGCAGCGCUUUGAAUAUUUCACGCGGACCAUUCCAUCCGACCAUCACCAAGUGAUGGCCAUCGUCCAGAUGAUCCGCUUCCUCAAAUGGUCCUACAUUUCCAUCCUCUACGAGGAAUCCACCUACGGCAUCAAGGCGUUCGAGGAGCUGGAAGUGCUGCUGGCCAAGAACAACAUUUGCAUCGCGGUCAAGGAGCGACUGGUCAAGGACUCUGGGGUGGCCGGCGAGGCGGCCUACAACGGCAUCGUCCACAAGUUGAACUCGAAACCCAAAGCCAAAGGAGUCAUCAUCUUCGGGUCGGAUCAGGAGGUGUCGGGAGUGAUGCGGGCCGUCCGGCGCAACAAUCUGACGGCCAAUUUCAAUUGGAUCGGCUCGGACGGAUGGGCCGGCCGCCUCCUCGUCUCCGAAGGCAACGAGCCCGAGGUGGAGGGAACGUUGGCCUUUUUGCCGCAGGCUCAUCCCGUCAGAGGAUUCGACAAUUAUUUCCUCUCCCUCACGCCGCAAAACAACAAACGAAAUCCAUGGUUCAUCGAAUUCUGGGAGCACCACUUCCAAUGCCGCUAUCCAUCCGCCCCCCUGACGCCGUACAACCAGGAUUGGCAUCGGAUGUGCACGGGUCGGGAGAAACUCACUCCCGAAGGCACCGAGUUCGAAGGGCAACUGCAAUACGUUUCGGACGCUGUCAUGGCGUUCGCCAACGCUUUCAAAGAUAUGCACCACACAGUUUGCCACGGGCGCAGGGGACUCUGCAAGGACAUGAUGCCCAUCGACGGCAGCGAACUGCUCAAAUAUCUGAGACGGGUCGAGUUCACGGGAUUGAGUGGCGACCGUUUCCAGUUUGACGACCAUGGAGAUGGCCCGGCCCGUUACGACCUGAUUCAUUUCAAGCAAGUCUCACCCGGUCGAUAUCGAUGGCAGCGGAUUGGCGAGUACCACUCGGGACAACUAAAACUCGACGUGAACGAAGAGCUUCGAUUCCGGGGGGAUCAGGCGACGCCGCCGGAAUCCAUUUGCAGUCAUCCGUGCAACGCGUCGCAGGCCAAAAAGUACGUGGAAGGCGAAGGAUGUUGCUGGACGUGCGUCGAAUGCGUUCUCUAUCAGAUCCGGAAUCCGGAUGACGAGACGCAAUGUUCCGCUUGUCCACUCGGAACUUUACCCAACGUCGAGCGGAGUCAAUGUCUGACCAUUCCGGAAGUCUACUUGCGACCCGAUUCCGGAUGGGCCAUUGGGGCCAUGUCCUUUUCUGCCGUGGGAAUCGCCCUCACCUUCACGGUUUUGGGUGUGUUUCUGCGUCACAAUGACACGCCGGUCGUGCGAGCGUCUGGACGGGAGUUGAGUUACGUUCUGCUGAGUGGCAUCCUCCUCUGUUACAUGGUCUCGUUCCUGUUCGUUUUGCGACCGACGGACGUCGUGUGCGGAGUCCAGCAGACGGCCAUCGGCCUCUGCUUCAGCGUCGUCUACGCCGCCCUUUUCACCAAAACCAACCGGAUCGCCCGCAUCUUCCGCGGCGGCAAGAAAUCGGCCGGACGACCGGGACUCAUCUCACCCAAAUCGCAGCUGGCCAUUUGCGGCGGACUGGUCGCCAUUCAAGGUCUGAUUUUGCUGGCGUUGCUGUGGGUCUCUCCGUCGGUGGCCAAACACGUUCAUCCGACACGUGAAGACAAUCUCCUCGUCUGUUCCUCAUUCACAGACGCCUCCUACAUGAUGGCGUUCGCUUAUCCGAUCUUGUUGAUCCUCCUCUGCACCGUCUACGCGGUGGUCACGCGCAAAAUUCCCGCCGCUUUCAACGAGUCCAAGUACAUUGGAUUCACCAUGUACACAACUUGCGUCAUCUGGCUGGCCUUUGUGCCCAUCUACUUUAGUACGGCCAGUCAUCUGCCACUGAGGAUCACCAGUAUGAGCGUCACCAUCAGUCUGAGUGCCACCGUCACGCUGGCCUGCCUCUUCUCUCCAAAACUUUACAUCAUCAUCUUCCAUCCGGAGCGCAACGUCCGACAAGCUCUGACUAUGCCAACGGCCAAAGUGCCACUCGCACCUAAAAACAGCAAUCAAUUUUCCAACAAUGGCCAUGUGCUAAAUAAUGGAACGAAUAAGACGACUGAAUCGCCUAAAGGUCUCAGCACUUCAUCUGCUGUGCAAAAUCAAUUAUUACCGACGCCAUCGGCGCCUCCGCCACAACCGAAACAGAUUCAAUCGCAGCUGAUUCAGACGGAAGUCGGUCAAGACUACGAAGGCGACCUGACGGUCAAAGUCAUGACAAGUAGCGGCACCAUCGCCGUCUCCAAAAUUCAAACGAAUGACAAGAGUCGUAAUUCCAGUACGGGCAGUGGCAGGAGUCACAAAUCGAUGACCUCAACCGCUCGGCACGUUUCCCUGUGAAAUUUUCCAUCGCGAUUGAUUGAUCGAAUUCGAUAAAAACCCAUUUUUGUACAUGAGGAUGUCACUUGUAUUUUGAAUCAAGUUGGUUGACAAUAUGAUACCAUCAGGCCGGGUCUUUAAUUUGAAAUUGUUCCCGGUCUAGCCGCUACCGGUCACCUCCAAUGUGUAUUUCAAGUCUCUGUUUUGCAUAUAAAUUAGGUCGCGUUUCAAGUCAAACGAAAAUGACGUGUACAAUGCUUGCGUAAUAGUGAUGACUGGCCUUCAAUGGCGUACAUGUAUAUAGACAUAGCAAGCAACUGAACAAAUAACAAGUGAUUGCUUUCUCUCCUCUUA